Molecule: messenger RNA, 1504 nt
Organism: Durio zibethinus
Lineage: Eukaryota; Viridiplantae; Streptophyta; Magnoliopsida; Malvales; Malvaceae
Product: NAC domain-containing protein 2-like
Biological process (GO): regulation of DNA-templated transcription
Molecular function (GO): DNA binding
Source: RefSeq, a predicted model, not a curated record
CUCCCCGUUGAGUUCUAAGUUUCAAGCGCCGUCACCGCAUAGAAAGGGGAAAAAUAAGAAAGCUAAAGGAAAAAAAUCGGUGAGGGUGAAAGUAUCUGAAAGUUAGAAAGGUAGAAAAUGACCGCAACACAGCUGCAAUUACCACCAGGCUUUCGGUUCCAUCCGUCGGAUGAGGAGCUCGUGAAGCACUAUCUCUGCUGUAAAUGUGCGUCGCAGCAAAUCUCCGUCCCUAUUAUCGCCGAAAUCGACCUUUACAAAUUCGAUCCAUGGGACCUUCCUGAUUUGGCGUUGUACGGAGAGAAAGAGUGGUAUUUCUUUUCACCGAGGGACCGGAAAUAUCCCAACGGUUCAAGGCCGAACCGGGCUGCUGGGUCCGGGUAUUGGAAGGCAACCGGAGCUGAUAAGCCGAUUGGGCAACCGAAACCGCUCGGUAUUAAGAAGGCUUUGGUGUUUUAUGCUGGGAAAGCACCUAAAGGAGAGAAAACUAAUUGGAUUAUGCACGAGUAUCGCUUAGCUGACGUGGACCGGUCGGCUCGCAAAAAGAACAGCUUAAGGUUAGACGAUUGGGUGCUGUGCCGGAUUUACAAUAAGAAAGGUGCCAUCGAGAAGCAACCACCGCAAGGAAGCGUUACGAUGAAAGCUACCGUCAUGGAGAUUGUGGACAAGAAGCCGGAUAUUGUGGCUCUUGGCAUGGGGACGUGUGGGCUGCCUAAGGCUCCGACAGCGACGGUUAACGAUUGCGUGUACUUCGACACGUCGGAGUCGGUCCCGCGGCUUCACACGGACUCAAGCUGUUCGGAACAUGUGGUGUCUCCCGAGUUCACGUGCGAGGUUCAAAGCGAACCCAAAUGGAAUGACUGGGGAACUACCAACAACAAUUCCCUUGAGUUUCCUUAUAAUUACAUGGAUGCAUCUGUGGAUACCGGGUUUGCUUCCCAGUUCGAGAGUAAUAAUCUUCUGUCGCCGCUCCAGGAUAUGUUCAUGUACCUGCAGAAGCCGUUCUAAGAGAACAGUGGGUUUAAAAUUGAAACGGUGACGGUGAAAUGCGUUUGGCGUAUCAAUCGGUAACAGGAGACUGAGAGUCGAUGAGUGUGCCGGGGAGCGUGCGCGUAGAUGAUAACAUAAUUAUUAAAAAAAAAAAAUUGAAAUUGGUAGUUAGAAUGGGAUUGCUGUUAAGUGAGGACUUUGGGGAAUUAUAGCUGGCGAUCGGACGGUGGAAGUUGGAUUUUAUGCAAUGUAGAACUUAGAUUAUUUUAGCAUGGCAUGCGUACGGGUAAUCUGUAAUCACGUGUUUACGAGGGUGUGUACAUGAUUUAAAAAAAAAAAGAAAAUCAAACAAGUUUUCUGGGAGAGCCCUAGGGCUUUCCACAUAAUUCUUGUAUUUUGUAGUAGAAAAAAUUUUCCCUAUUUUUCUCUCGAAGGCUUUAGUUUGUUAAUUGUGAAAUUAACCAUAUAACCAAUUGGCAUCCUAGUGAUUAAUACAUGUUUGUGUUUUAAUUUUGAA